AAAAAUAAAUAAAAUUACGAAAAUGAAAACCUACAAUCCACGUGGCAAAUACAUGACCGACAACGGCUCAACUGAAGCUGAACGACCUCUCGUUUCCGUCUCCCUCUCCAAUGGAUAAACCUUCAUGGCCUCCACCUCUCUUCUUUCACCGACGGCCACCGCCACGGCCACCGCCACCGCCACCGACACCGCCUCCGCUUCCAAAACCCACCAGUUCGUCCACAUCUCUUCCAAACUUCCUUUCCCUAACCUCCACUUCAAAUCCAUAUCCAGAAACAACAGACAGUCCACCAAACUCCACGUCUCUUCCCCAACUAACCAACCUACCACUACGAGCACUCCCUCCAAACCCUUCUCCAAAAACCCCAAAGAAGAAACCAUCUUCUUCGAUGGUGGAGCCCACUACGAUGACCUCGUAGCUAAUGUACUUCUGGGUUUCACUCUUCUGUGGCUGCCUUUGACUCUAGCUGCAGUUUCAAGGGCCUUUUUCCUGAGGUACAGGUUCACCAACCUGCGGGUGACGGUUAUUUCAGGGCUGACGGGUCAGGAUAGGAGUGACUUCUCUUACAAGGUAAUUAAGGACGUCCAAGUGGUGCCACGUUUCAUAGGUGAGUGGGCUGAUGUUAUCAUUACCUUGAAAGAUGGAACAAAGGCUGAUCUUCGGAGUGUGCCUAGGUUUAGAGAGAUUGCAAAGUACUGUAUCUCUAUGGCUGAGAAGCCUGUUGUUUUGAAGGAAACUGGACCCAAAGGGUUCUAGGUUAAGUUUCCUUUUUUUCUUGUCAUAUGUAAAUUUUUGUGUUUUGUUUGAUUUUGAUAGAAUGUUGGUGUUACAUUAAUUUAUAG
Durio zibethinus is the source of this 843-nucleotide messenger RNA. RefSeq lists its product as uncharacterized. The record is from RefSeq and is a predicted model, not a curated record. Lineage: Eukaryota; Viridiplantae; Streptophyta; Magnoliopsida; Malvales; Malvaceae.